Molecule: messenger RNA, 414 nt
Organism: Penicillium antarcticum
Lineage: Eukaryota; Fungi; Ascomycota; Eurotiomycetes; Eurotiales; Aspergillaceae
Product: GFA family protein
Exons: 2
Coding region: 1-414 (137 amino acids)
Molecular function (GO): carbon-sulfur lyase activity
Source: RefSeq, a predicted model, not a curated record
AUGCCUACCGGAUCCUGCCUUUGCCAAAACCUGAAAUAUGAGAUUACCGAAGUGCCAGAGGGAAUGGCGACCUGCCACUGCCUCUCAUGCCGCAAAAUCAGCGGCGGCACGAAUACGGUUAACUUCAUGAUGCCAGAGAAGGAUUUCAAAAUCACCGCCGGUGCACCUAAGCGCUUCACUCAUGCCCAUGAGAAUGGCAUGAACAUCACUGUUCAUUUCUGUGACAACUGUGGUGGUACUAUCUACAAGACGGGCGAUCGUGAGGGUUUUAGGGGAACUGCUGUUGUUCAAGUUGGGACUUUGGACGACCCCAAUGCAUUCGCCCUGGCCAAGCCGACAAUGGAGAUGUGGACAAAGUAUCGUGUGCCAUGGCUUUCGCAUAUCGAAGGGACUGCUCAGAUGAUGGAGUUCUGA